AUCCACAAAUUAAGGCUCAAAUCUUUCUCAAUAAUUAUCUUCCAAUUUAUUUUAUUUUAUUUUUAGGCAAACUAAUAUUAAUUAUAUUAUGGGUAUUACUACAUAUACACAAGAUAUUGUAACACAAGUUGAAGCAACUAGGAUUUUUAAGGCUUUGGCUCUUGAUGCAGACAACCUUGUACCAAAGUUAAUGUCACAAACUGUUAAAAAUAUUGAGAGUACUAUUGAAGGUGAUGAAUGCAUCAAGAAGAUGAAUUUUGUCGAAGGAUAUCCAAUAAAGUACUUGAAACACAAGAUCCAUGUCAUUGAUGACAAGAACAUGACAAUCAAGUAUUCAUUAAUUGAAGGAGAAGUACUUGGAGAAAAUUUGGAACAUAUUUUCUAUGAUGUUAGAUUUGAAGGAAGUAAAAAUGGAGGAUGUAUUUGCAAGACAAUAAGUGAGUAUCAUACAAAUGGUGAUUUUAUAGUGAAAGAAGAAGAGAUAAAAGAAGGCAAAGAGAAAGCUAUUGAACUUGUUAAAGUCGUUGAAGCAUAUCUCCUUGCUAAUCCUUUUGCAUAUGUUUGAAAUUGGUGUUAUCAAUUAUUUUUCAAAGAGUUUCGAGUUUAUUUUGGUAUUUUUGGGUUUGAAGUUGAGAAUACUGUGUGUUUUGUGUUUAAGUUGAAGACUCAGUUUAGGAUAGAGGGUUAGUGGGUAAAAGUUCGAUCGUCAAAGUUGGGAAGAGUGUUCUGUUUGUACCUGCACUGGAGUUUCUUGUUCGUAGUGUUUCAAUGAUGUCUAUGAUUUUGGAUAGAUAGUUUACAGUAGUACCUUGUGUGUGUCUUAUUUUCUUUGUUAUCUAGUGGUGGUUAUCCCA
Capsicum annuum is the source of this 854-nucleotide messenger RNA. RefSeq names its product pathogenesis-related protein STH-2. Bases 89 to 565 code for a protein of 158 amino acids. Gene Ontology annotation, cellular component: nucleus; cytoplasm. Gene Ontology annotation, biological process: defense response; abscisic acid-activated signaling pathway. Gene Ontology annotation, molecular function: signaling receptor activity; protein phosphatase inhibitor activity; abscisic acid binding. The record is from RefSeq and is a predicted model, not a curated record. The transcript has 2 exons. NCBI's taxonomy places the organism in Eukaryota, Viridiplantae, Streptophyta, Magnoliopsida, Solanales, Solanaceae.